AUGACAGACGACCUGGUGUUGGACUCGCGAAUCCGGGACUGGGUGUUGCUGCCCAUCGCGCUGGUGAUGUUCCUCAUCGCCAUUCUGCGCAACAACAUCUCCCUUCUCCUUCAUUCUGAGCGCAAGCCUGAGCUCCAGAAGGUCCAAGAACGGCAAACGCUGAUCCGAGCUUCACGGAUGCGACUCAAUGGCCACAAGUUGCCGCUGGCCUCGUUCCUGCAGCGCAAGGCGUUCUUUAACGAUGCGAGGGAGGGCGUGCUGGUCAUGGAGGAGGAGGACAGCAGCGCCAGCAACCCGCUGGCCAACCCCAUGAUGGACCCCAUGAACAUGGUGGACAUGAUGAAGAAGAACGUCACCAUGCUCGUACCGCAGUUGCUCAUCGUCGGUUGGGUCCAGUAUUUCUUCUCCGGCUUCGUGCUUGUGAAGAUUCCGUUCCCGCUCACGCUGCCCUUCCGAGGCAUGCUGCAGCGGGGCAUUGAGCUGGCGGGCCUCGAGGUGACCUACGUGAGCUCCCUCUCGUGGUACUUCCUCAACCUGUUCGGUCUUCGUGGCAUCAACUCCCUCGUCUUGGGCGAGGCUAACGCGGCGGACGACACGAAGCUGAUGCAGCAGCAGAUGAUGAUGGGCGGCGGCGGCCCGAUCGACACCAAGAAGCUCUACAAGGCCGAGCGGGAGAACAUCGACCUUGUCGAGCACAAGUGGGCCGUAGAGGACGCCGAGAAGAGACUGCUCAACCAGAAGAGCAGCAGCAGCAGCAGCAAGGCCUCUGCUUCCCGAGAGUAA
Acanthamoeba castellanii str. Neff is the source of this 783-nucleotide messenger RNA. Its product is annotated as Transmembrane protein, putative. Gene Ontology annotation, biological process: protein folding in endoplasmic reticulum. The coding region runs from base 1 to 783 and encodes 260 amino acids. The record is from RefSeq and is a predicted model, not a curated record. The transcript is spliced from 6 exons. Gene Ontology annotation, cellular component: membrane; EMC complex. NCBI's taxonomy places the organism in Eukaryota, Discosea, Longamoebia, Acanthamoebidae.